Messenger RNA from Coregonus clupeaformis (lake whitefish), 999 nucleotides. Its product is annotated as ras-related protein Rab-33B. The record is from RefSeq and is a predicted model, not a curated record. Gene Ontology annotation, biological process: Rab protein signal transduction. Gene Ontology annotation, molecular function: GTPase activity; GTP binding. Lineage: Eukaryota; Metazoa; Chordata; Actinopteri; Salmoniformes; Salmonidae. Gene Ontology annotation, cellular component: endosome; Golgi apparatus. The coding region runs from base 203 to 997 and encodes 264 amino acids. The transcript is spliced from 3 exons.
CAGUUGCACAUUUGCAGCAGGGGAGUUUCUAGACACUCCGCUCCUUACACCGAAAGUGAAAACCAUGCGGAGUUUAUAGCCUAGUCCGCGAGUUACCAUUGACUUUGCGAGGGAGAGCUCUGCCACUUUUAUAUAACGUCAAAGACAUCGAUAUAACAUAUUGGCUUUUUGGAGAAGCAUUUAAUUUGAGUUUUUAGGCGAUAUGGAAUCAUCCCUGGAGUUCUCAAACUCGUUCACCAGUGUGUCUUCGCCCUCCGCGCGGUGUCGGAUCUUCAAGAUCAUCGUGAUAGGAGACUCCGGUGUCGGUAAAACCUGUCUCACCUACCGGUUCUGUGCCGGUGAGUUCCCCGACCGAACCGAAGCCACCAUCGGUGUCGAUUUCCGUGAGAGAUUGGUCGAGGUUGAAGGCGAGAAAAUCAAGCUCCAGCUAUGGGACACGGCGGGCCAGGAGCGUUUCAGGAAGUCUAUGGUCCAGCAGUACUAUCGGAACGUUCACGCUGUUCUCUUCAUCUAUGACGUCACCAGACCAGACAGCUUCAGAGGCCUGCCAGCCUGGAUAGAGGAGUGUAGACGGUAUUCACUGGGACAGGAGAUACCCAGGUUCCUCGUGGGCAACAAGAGCGACCUCCGUGACACCCGCAGCCGUGACCCCCGCGCCAUCAAGGUCGAAGGUCAGGUGACACGGGAGCAGGCCCAGAAGUUCGCCGCGGCCCACGGGAUGAUUCUGUUUGAAACGUCUGCUAAAAGCCUCCCUGGAGGAGGAGGAAGAAGAGGGGGUGGUGUUGGAGGAGAACCAGGAGGGGGGCAUCAGGACAGCGUCGAGGAUGUGUUUAUGGCCCUGGCCUCCAGGCUGAAGAGACAGACCAGACCCCCUCCCCCGGUUCUCAACAACACAGGAGUGUCUGGGUCCUAUUGUGGGUCCUAUACAGGGACAGCUUCAUUCAGACUGCCGGAUAAGAAGAGCCCUCAUAAAGACUUCUGGACAUGCACCUGUUGAGG